Molecule: messenger RNA, 969 nt
Organism: Coprinopsis cinerea okayama7#130
Lineage: Eukaryota; Fungi; Basidiomycota; Agaricomycetes; Agaricales; Psathyrellaceae
Product: 3-demethylubiquinone-9 3-methyltransferase
Exons: 2
Coding region: 1-969 (322 amino acids)
Biological process (GO): ubiquinone biosynthetic process
Molecular function (GO): 2-methoxy-6-polyprenyl-1,4-benzoquinol methyltransferase activity
Source: RefSeq, a predicted model, not a curated record
AUGUCUCUUCGCUUUCUUAGGCCUCGACUACCGCGAACGCCCUCGGCAUCCACAGCGAAACGCAGUCUCCACGCAUCCAAACCAGCUAGAACAGUAGGGACGACCGUCAACCAAGAUGAAAUAUCGCAUUUCUCGCGUCUCUCAUCCGAGUGGUGGGACGAGCAAGGCGAAUUCUCGUUCCUUCACAGGAUGAACCCCACUCGUGUGCAGUUUAUCCAAGAAAAGCUGGCAGAGAUAGCUUCAGACGAAAACAAAAAUGGUUCCAUUGUCGACCCACGGGCAGUGCUGCAAGGACUUGACGUCUUGGACGUGGGAUGUGGAGGUGGGCUAUUGUCUGAGAGCCUGGCACGGCUAGGUGCCAACACCACAGGAAUUGACGCAUCUGAAGCGAACAUUGGCAUCGCGUCUUUGCAUGCCUCCGCCGAUCCUGCUCUGCGUUCCGGUGGAAACCUGAAAUACCUCCACACCACAACUGGGGACCUUUUGACCCCAUCUCCUUCAACUCCAACGCAACCACCAAAGCAAUACGACGUUGUAGCUUCGCUCGAAGUGCUCGAACAUGUUGACAACCCCGCGCAUUUCCUCGACACCUGUUGCCAACUCGUGAAGCCAGGAGGUCAUCUGUUCCUCUCCACAAUAGCUCGAACACCUCUCGCCUACACCCUGACCAUCCUUAUGGCCGAACAUGUCCUCGGAAAGGUCUCAAAGGGGACGCAUACCUGGAGUAAAUACGUCAAUCCAGAUGAGCUUGUCGAGUUCUUCAAAAACUAUCCUGAAGGAGCACCCAAAGACCAGAAGUGGAUUUCACCAGACGCAUCGACAUACUUGCCUCGGCACCAAGCAGAGCUCAAAGGGCUUAUUUAUAAUCCAUUAAGCGGCAAUUGGAGUCUUGGACCCCGCAAUCUGUUCGCCGCUGCUCAGUGCAACUACAUCUUUUGGGUCCGAAAACCUCACGAGACUGCGUCAUAA